This is a messenger RNA of Parasteatoda tepidariorum (common house spider), 1326 nucleotides long. The record is from RefSeq and is a predicted model, not a curated record. NCBI's taxonomy places the organism in Eukaryota, Metazoa, Arthropoda, Arachnida, Araneae, Theridiidae.
UUAUAAAAGUUUCUUUUUUAUCAUUGCAUGUCACGGCAGAAUUAUCAGCAGUGUGAUAUUAUGCGAUUAUUUGCACUUUAAAUGACUACAAAUCAUAAGGCGUUAAAUACAAACAAAUGUAAUUGUUUUUUUUUAGGAUUGAAUAUUAAGAGAAUUUUGAAAGUUUUGAUCAACUACCGGAAUGAAUGAUUUUGAAUUACCAAGUUAUAAUACAGCUGUGUCAGAGGAUAAAGUAAGACUGUUUCAACCUUCUACAAAUGAGGGGUUUGAACCAGAUGAAGAUGAGUUUUCCCCACAGAUGGCACCCCCCUUGAUUCCAAAAAGAUCAAAAAUAUAUAUGCCAAGUGUUGGUGCCCUUACGGAGGAAAUGAUUAGAAAAGCAUGUUAUGAAUAUGCCCAAGAUUCUUGUUGCUAUGGGACUAGUUUUAUUAGAAAUAUGACAUUAAUGGACGUAACCAACAGUUAUUCAUUUACAUACAAAUUAGAGUCUUAUGGAGAAAAGAGAGAAACGAUCGCUAAAUUCUCAGCUUAUUACGGACAGCCUGUUGAUGGAACAGAAAAUGGACCCGAAACUGAUCCGUGGAAUGUUGUGGUUCCCGUACCCAUCGAAUUCAAAAACAGCGUGACUAAAGUCGAAGUUCCUCAUUCAGCUUCUAUAAAAGAAUGUGAAACUUGUCGAGGAAACCGGCGAGUGCCUUGCGACACUUGUUAUGGAAAUGGAACGUACACCUGUUUUCUCUGUGAAGGAAGAGGAAGAGAUCAUGAAGAUGACCAUUGCCCAAGUUGCGAUGGUACUGGGAAAAGAAAAUGCUUAAUUUGCUACGGAAGUGGACUAGUAGAAUGCCGUACUUGUGAUGGUUAUGGACGACUAAAGCAUUAUAAACAACUCAUUGUCACUAGGGUAACUCAUUCAGAUGAAUUUCUAUCUAAUACUAUGAACUUACCUAAAGAAUGUAUUCGCUCAUUAGCUGGAAGAAUAAUCUUUACCCAACAAGACACGGAGGUUCCUGUUUUAAUAAAUGCUCCAGAUAGACUUAUUUGUGCAGCUUCAUAUAACUUAGUUCAGAAGCACAAAAGCGCUUUUCCUGAAGAACUUAUAAUCAUGCAGGUAUCUAAAAUAGGCAUACCCUUCGUGCUAUUCCCAUUACAAGAGUUGUCUAUUCUUGGGGCGGAAGCGAAGGAGAGUUCUAUAUAUACGGAUUUAAGAACAGAGUUUACUUCGAAUCAUAUCCACAGAAAUGCUGCUGUGUUUGCAUGUGAUGUUACAAUUUGUUUAGUUAGUUUUGUAUUUAAAAUAAAGUGUUAUUAUUCAAAUUUUAAUUAAAA